Camellia sinensis is the source of this 1499-nucleotide messenger RNA. It is a transcript of the gene BLT, whose product is annotated as branchless trichome. NCBI's taxonomy places the organism in Eukaryota, Viridiplantae, Streptophyta, Magnoliopsida, Ericales, Theaceae. The record is from RefSeq and is a predicted model, not a curated record.
CAUCUAUCUUUACCCCUUUACAAUCCCACAACUUGAAAACCACUUUGCUGAACUUGAUAGAUUGGGCCUACUACUCCACACCUUUCAUUAGAAAACACACUACACAAAAAGCAAAAGCAAAAUAAAAAGCUUCUUCUGAAGAAAAAGGCCUGGUCUUGUAGGGAAGAAAGUUUAUAUCAAAAUAAAGAUUUUGAAACCCAUAUGGAAGAGAUGAUGAUGAUGACCACGAUGAUGAUGAUGAUCAGAAGCAGCUCAGAAAAUCCCAGCAAUGAGUCCCUUUCCGAUGAACCUAUCUCCACUUCCACUUUCCCAACCUGGAAGCUGUACGAAAACCCAUUUUAUUAUUCUCAGCAACCCAAUUCUCAUCAUCAUCAUCAUCAUCAACUACAACAACAACAACAUCCAAACCAAGAACAAGAUAGUCAUAACAAACAACUUCAUCGUCUCAAUCUUCCCAUUUCAGCACGCAAGAUUGCGGCAUCUUUCUGGGAUCUGACAUUUAUCAGGCCUGUCAUGGAAUCCGAGCUCGAUAUCGCUAGAGCCCAGAUCAUUGAAUUGAAAGCUGACCUCGAAUACGAACGCAAGACUCGUAAAAAAAUGGAAUCUAUGAAUAAGAGGCUUGCCAGAGAGCUCUCUGAGGAUAGAAAGGGAAGAGAGGCAUUGGAGCGAGUAUGUGAAGAGCUCGCCAAGGAGAUUUCAUCGCAUAAAGCUGAGAUCAAUAGAAUGAAGAAAGAUAUGGAGGAAGAGAGAAAGAUGCUACGAAUGGCGGAGGUGAUAAGAGAAGAGCGAGUUCAAAUGAAGCUCACUGACGCAAAGCUUUUCCUAGAAGAGAAGAUUUUAGAAUUGGAGGAAACCAAACAGAUUCAAAAGCCGGACACAAAUAAUGGCCGGACAAUUGCGACUCAUACUAAUAGUAAUAGUGCUGAUAGCUUUUUAGCAGAAGCAAUAAGGUCAUGUGCUAUUGGUGGUGAGAAGUCAAGUAGUUUUAAUGUUGAAAACAACAUUAAUAAUGGGAUUGCUAAUCCUAUGUCAAUUCAGCGAAAAGCCUCACCAGAACCCCAAAAUCCACAUAUCAAGAGAGGGAUCAAAGGGUUUGUUGAAUUCCCAAAAGUGGUUCGAGCCAUCGGAUCUAAAAGUAGGCAUUUGGGUACCAAGUUGGAGUGCCAAAAAGCUCAGCUCAGGAUACUGCUCAAACAAAAGAAUCCCAUCCGAUCCAGUAAUCUUAUUAUGAGUUAAGUCUUUAUUUACUCUGUCUGUGUCUGUCCUCAAUUUCGUCACUUUCUUCUCUAUUUUGUCUGCUUAAGUUUUCUUUCCUUUUUUCUGUCAUAUAUGUUGAGCUUUCUCUGCAAAUUGAUCACUACCGAAAGAUUUUCUUUUGGGAGAUUGGAGUAAAUAUGUUUUUGAGUUUGUAAUUUGUUGAAUAUGCUUGUAAUAAAAUACAAGAUAUCAUGUGAUUUCUUUAAUAUUUUGGUUUCUGAAAUCAGAAAAGUGCUGUUUUG